Messenger RNA from Aethalodelphis obliquidens (Pacific white-sided dolphin), 2855 nucleotides. It is a transcript of the gene PNKD, whose product is annotated as PNKD metallo-beta-lactamase domain containing. Bases 15 to 1097 code for a protein of 360 amino acids. NCBI's taxonomy places the organism in Eukaryota, Metazoa, Chordata, Mammalia, Artiodactyla, Delphinidae. Gene Ontology annotation, molecular function: hydroxyacylglutathione hydrolase activity. The record is from RefSeq and is a predicted model, not a curated record. Gene Ontology annotation, cellular component: mitochondrion. The transcript has 9 exons.
CGCCUGCCCCCAGCAUGGCCUGGCAAGGCUGGCCUUCGUCGUGGCUGUGGGUCGCCAGCUGCGGGCUGCUGCUCCUGGUCCUUGUCCUGCUCGCGAGCCCCAGCAGCUGCCGAGCGCGGCGGACCCUCCGUAGCCUGUUCAUGGCGCGUAGCAAGCGGCUGCUCUUCCGAAUCGGGUACAGCCUGUACACCCGCACCUGGCUCGGGUACCUCUUCUACCGCCAGCAGCUGCGCAGGGCUCGGAAUCGCUACCCCAAAGGCCACUCCAGAACCCAGCCCCGCCUCUUCAAUGGAGUGAAGGUGCUUCCUAUCCCCGUCCUCUCAGACAACUACAGCUACCUCAUCAUCGACACCCAGGCCCGGCUGGCUGUGGCUGUGGACCCUUCAGACCCUCAGGCCGUACAGGCUUCCAUUGAAAAGGAGGGCGUUAACUUGGUUGCCAUUCUCUGCACCCACAAGCACUGGGAUCACAGUGGAGGGAACCGUGACCUCAGCCGGCGGCACCAGGACUGUCGGGUGUAUGGGAGCCCUCAGGACGGCAUCCCCUACCUCACCCAUCCCCUGUGUGAUCAAGAUGUGGUUAGUGUGGGACGGCUUCAGAUCCAGGCUCUGGCCACCCCUGGCCACACACAAGGCCAUCUGGUCUACCUGCUGGAUGGGGAGCCCUAUAAGGGUCCCUCCUGCCUCUUCUCAGGGGACCUGCUCUUCCUCUCUGGCUGUGGACGGACCUUUGAGGGCACCGCAGAGACCAUGCUGAGCUCACUGGACACCGUGCUGGGGCUGGGGGACGACACUCUGCUGUGGCCUGGCCACGAGUACGCGGAGGAGAACCUGGGCUUUGCAGGCGUGGUGGAGCCCGAGAACCUGGCCCGGGAGAGGAAGAUGCAGUGGGUGCAGAGGCAGCGGAUGGAACGCAGGAGCACGUGCCCGUCCACCCUGGGAGAGGAGCGCUCCUAUAACCCAUUUCUGAGGACGCACUGCCUGGUGCUGCAGGAGGCUCUGGGGCCAGACCCAGGCCCCACGGGAGACGAUGGCUACUCCCGGGCCCAGCUCCUGGAGAAGCUCCGCCAGCUGAAGGACCUACACAAGAGCAAGUGACCCCACCGCAGCCCAGCCCAGCCCCCCCCCGCCCCCCCCACCAUGGUGGGGAAGCCACCCACCACGGCCCACACCACACCUUCCCUCUCACUGCUUCCACCACCACCUCCGUCAGCCCGUCAAGCCGGCACCACGCCCUGACCCGGGUCGGGAGAGAGGAGGGACAAGGCAACGAGAGCCUGAGACCGAGAGGAAGGGGGCUGACGGGAGGCUUGGAGACUCCGUGGGGUGAGGCUGAGCCAUGGAGGGCAGAGCUAAUCGGGAACCUCCCCUCCUCCCUUCCUCUGUUCCCGUGAUGGCAGUGAGGAUGAAGAGGCCUCACUCUCACUGUCGCCUCUGAACUCAGGGCAGCAGGAGCCAUGAACAGGUUGAGUCCAUCUUCCCCCUCCUCCCAUCCAGGGUAGGGAAAGAAACUCACUCCCUCAAAGUGGCCUGAGGCGUGGUGCCUUGGAAAAGUGGUCACUCAGAGGGGCACCUGGGCUCUGGUUUACUGAGAGUCUGCCCCUCCUCCCCCAGCCUCCCUGCUCCACCUCCACCCGGCCCCCAUGAAGGCAUUUUUCAAACAGAGCCAUUUCUGAGAAAGAGGAAAUGGCUGGAAGCCUGGCUGUGGACAAUCUCUGCCUCGGUGACUCCCCUACUGCCUGGAAGGCGGAGGAUCCUGGUUGCCAAGGAAACUUAACCUCAGGCUGAGGAGACACCAGGAGGCUGGGAUUGCAGCCCCACAGUCUUGUAGGUCACACAUGCUCCCUGCACAGCUGGCCUCUGCCCCUGCCCUGGGCCAACAGGGCCCCUCCUCCCCAGGGGACCAGAGAGCCAUCGUCCACCAGGGCAACUCUGGUUUUCUCAUUAUGGCCCGUAUUCUGAGGACCUCCUGCUUUAUCCUCAACCCUUUCCUCUUUUAGUUAGUAAAGCCAUUCAUCUCGCCCUUUACAGUUGGCCAAAGACAUUCCCAGGUCAUUUCUCAUUUGGCCCCUGGCCCCAUCAUGGUGGGAGCAGGGGAUCUGUGCAGCAGAGAGCAGAAAUCAGAAGUCCAGGAGCGGAGAGCUCUCAAAUGAGUGGCAGCUUCCAGGACCCCAAGCCUGGGCCCUUCCCCUCUGUUCAGCCCUCCCUCAGUUCAGCUCCUCCUCUGGCCUUGGGUCCAGUCCCUUUGGGGCUGCAGUGAGGACUCCGAUUGUCCUCAAGCGGGCGUAACUUGGGUCAGCCAGGAACCUUCUCUUCCUGGGUGGAAGCCUUCCUUCCCUCAGGCUCUGCUCUCCUCUGGGGCGCCUCUGAGAUGUCUCCUGCUCUCAGUUUCUCCUCAUCAUCCUGCCUCUGCCUUCCUCUCCAGCCACAGCCUCUGGAGCCAACUUUAGCAAUACCACCAGAAUAGAGCUCCCCGCCCCUCAAAACAUGCAGUUCAUGCCUCUGUGCCUUCGCUCAUGCUGUUUCAUCAGAAUGGAAUGCUAUUACCCUGCUCCUCCUGCCUUGUCUGCCUGGCAAACACCUAUUCGUCUCUCACAAUCCCCCUCAAAGGCCCCCUCCUCCAGGAAGACCACCCCUGUGUCCCUCCCCCUCCAGGCUACCUCUCCUCUUUGUAAAUGCUUCUGUUGUGGCACUUAUCAUACUGUAUUUUAGUUGUUUACAUGUUUGUCUCCCCUUCUAGACUGUGAACCUUUCAGGGCAUGGACUGUAUCUUAUGCAUCUCUGUAUUUCUGCGCCUAGCACGGUGCCUGGCACACAGUAGGCGCUCAAUAAAUGUUGAAUGAAUGAAUGAUUUAA